Xyrauchen texanus (razorback sucker) is the source of this 2633-nucleotide messenger RNA. RefSeq names its product heat shock protein HSP 90-alpha 1. Gene Ontology annotation, cellular component: protein-containing complex; myelin sheath; nucleus. Lineage: Eukaryota; Metazoa; Chordata; Actinopteri; Cypriniformes; Catostomidae. The record is from RefSeq and is a predicted model, not a curated record. Gene Ontology annotation, molecular function: ATP binding; ATP-dependent protein folding chaperone; disordered domain specific binding. Bases 209 to 2380 code for a protein of 723 amino acids. Gene Ontology annotation, biological process: protein folding; cellular response to heat; protein stabilization. The transcript is spliced from 11 exons.
CUUUCUAAAUGGGGGGUUCGAGAAACAUUGCUCACAAGUAUAUAAAGGCUGAUGAAGGCCCACCGCUCGGCAGAUAACGUGAAAGCAGCGACGAGAAGCCAACAAGAGCACAGCUCGACUCAAACUCAAGUGGAGUAAAUCUCCAUACACCAGAAGACUUGAGAAGGCCAUUUUUAUCAGACCUUUUACACAGAAGAUAAUUAUCAGGAUGCCUGAGAAAUCCGCACAGCCCAUGAUGGAGGAGGACAUCGAGACUUUUGCCUUCCAGGCUGAGAUUGCUCAGCUGAUGUCUCUGAUCAUCAACACCUUCUACUCCAACAAAGAGAUCUUCCUCCGAGAGCUCAUCUCCAACUCUUCAGACGCUUUGGACAAGAUCAGAUAUGAGAGUUUGACAGACCCAAGCAAACUUGAUUCAUGCAAGGACCUUAAGAUUGAACUCAUCCCAAAUGAGAAAGUGCGUACACUCACAAUCAUUGAUACCGGCAUUGGUAUGACCAAAGCUGACCUCAUCAAUAACCUGGGCACCAUUGCCAAAUCCGGCACAAAGGCCUUCAUGGAGGCCCUGCAGGCUGGAGCGGACAUUUCCAUGAUUGGUCAGUUUGGAGUGGGUUUCUAUUCCGCCUAUCUGGUGGCCGAGAAAGUCACUGUCAUCACCAAACACAACGAUGAUGAGCAGUACAUUUGGGAGUCUGCAGCUGGUGGUUCUUUCACAGUAAAACCAGACAAUGGUGAACCUCUUGGACGUGGUACCAAAGUCAUUCUCUACCUCAAAGAGGACCAAUCUGAAUAUGCUGAGGAAAAGCGCAUCAAGGAAGUUGUUAAGAAGCACUCUCAGUUCAUCGGUUACCCCAUUACUCUCUUUGUUGAGAAACAGCGAGAGAAGGAGGUUGACCUUGAAGAAGGAGAAAAGGAAGAAGAGGUGGCCGCUGACGAUGACAAAGACAAACCAAAGAUAGAGGACCUGGGGGCUGAUGAAGAUGAAGAUUCCAAAGAUGGCAAGAACAAGAGGAAGAAGAAGGUCAAGGAAAAGUACAUUGAUGCUCAGGAGCUGAACAAGACCAAGCCCAUCUGGACCCGUAACCCUGAUGACAUCACCAACGAGGAGUAUGGCGAGUUCUACAAGAGUUUGAGCAACGACUGGGAGGACCACCUGGCUGUCAAGCACUUCUCAGUUGAGGGUCAGCUGGAGUUCCGCGCUUUGCUGUUUGUGCCCAGAAGAGCCUCCUUUGACCUUUUUGAGAACAAGAAGAAGAGAAACAACAUUAAGCUGUAUGUGCGCAGAGUCUUUAUCAUGGAUAACUGUGAGGAGCUUAUUCCAGAAUAUCUCAACUUCAUUAAGGGUGUUGUGGACUCUGAGGACUUGCCCCUGAACAUCUCCAGAGAGAUGCUACAACAAAGCAAGAUCCUUAAAGUGAUCCGCAAGAACCUGGUCAAGAAGUGCCUUGAGCUCUUCUCUGAACUCUCAGAGGAUAAGGAAAACUACAAGAAGUUGUACGAGCAGUUCUCCAAGAACAUCAAGCUGGGUAUCCAUGAGGACUCUCAGAACCGCAAAAGGCUCUCUGAGCUGCUUCGCUACUACACAUCUGCUUCUGGAGAUGAGAUGUUGUCUCUCAAGGAUUAUGUGUCCCGCAUGAAGGAAAACCAGAAGCAUAUCUACUAUAUCACUGGUGAGACCAAAGAUCAGGUGGCCAAUUCUGCCUUUGUGGAGCGUUUGCGCAAAGCUGGUCUGGAGGUGAUCUACAUGAUUGAACCCAUUGACGAGUACUGCGUUCAGCAGCUGAAAGAAUAUGAUGGUAAAAACCUGGUAUCGGUGACCAAAGAGGGUCUGGAGCUGCCCGAGGAUGAGGAGGAGAUGAAGAAGCAAGAGGAGCUAAAGACCAAAUAUGACAACUUGUGCAAGAUCAUGAAAGACAUUCUCGACAAAAAGAUUGAGAAGGUCACCGUCUCAAACCGUCUGGUCUCCUCACCUUGCUGUAUCGUUACAAGCACAUACGGCUGGACGGCCAACAUGGAGAGGAUCAUGAAGUCUCAGGCCCUGAGGGACAACUCCACCAUGGGCUACAUGACCGCUAAGAAACACCUCGAGAUCAACCCCCUCCAUCCAAUCGUUGAGACGCUCAGAGACAAGGCCGAGGUCGACAAGAACGACAAAGCCGUGAAGGACUUGGUGAUACUGCUCUUUGAAACUGCUCUACUUUCCUCUGGAUUCACCCUGGAAGACCCACAAACACAUGCUAACCGCAUAUACAGGAUGAUCAAACUUGGUCUCGGAAUUGAUGAUGAUGACUCUACUGUUGAGGACAUUGUUCAACCCUCAGACGAAGAAAUGCCAGUUCUGGAGGGCGAUGAUGACAGUUCUAGAAUGGAGGAAGUUGACUAAAAAGUUUGAGUGUAAAUAGCACUAAUUGUUAAUGUAUUAAAUUGUAUUUAUUGUUUUUUAAACAUCUUCACAUCACAAGGAAGUAGUUUAAGAUCGAAACUGAUUGCUAGUCAGUAAAUUACACCCAGUAUCUCCUGUUUUUCUUGUAUUACAUUUUAGUGUAGUAUGUCAGAAAAUUGAAUUUUCUGAUCUUUUCUAAGUUCAUCUUUUUUUUUGUAACCCAAGUGGAAGGUUUUUAAUAAAUGUUUAUUGA